CGCGCAUGACUGAAUUAUUUUGCGAAUUGCAACAAUCCCGAGGAGGUUAUGACGACGACCGGGGCCCAGGUCGAUUCCAUAUGAUCUCGUCGUUUUGCUCACGGAACAGAUAAAAAACGGCACCGGUGUUUACGAUCCUCGGGACAGGCAACGGCAACGACGACGAUGUUCGAGGGAGCUAUAGCGGCAUUUUUGAACCGUCUGCUGGGCAGAUACGUGGAGGACCUGGACACAGAGCAAUUCAAUGUUGGUAUUUUCUCUGGGGAUACGUGCCUCACCGACCUGAAACUGAAGCCGGAGGCUUUGUAUCAACUGGGACUACCUAUUAGAGUAGAAAUCGGUUUGAUAGGAAAAAUUAUUUUGAAAAUACCAUGGUCUGGACUUUUUUCGCAACCUAUUGUGAUAUGCAUAGAGGAUGUAUAUGUAGUAGCAGUACCUGCAUUAUCUGGUCCAUACGACCCAGAAAUACAAAAACGUUUGAUGAGAGCUGAAAAAAAGAAGAUACUUGAUGAUCUUAAGGAAGAUGAAAUAUUUAGAGCUGGUCUACCUCCUCAAUUAUUUGAUGGUCUACUAACAUCAGUCACAAAGAACUUUCAAAUUACUAUAAAUAAUGUACAUAUUAGAUAUGAAGAGAAAAUAUUGCGCAAUUUCCUCUGUGCCUGUGGUAUAUGUAUACAAAGUAUAUCCAUAACGACUACUAACAACAAAUGGAAGCCCGGGGUAUGUGCUACAAACUCGCAAACGGUGUACCAGCUUGUACGCGCGGAAUCGCUCAGUGUAUACAUGGAUCAUGACACUGAAUCCUGUAUAAAUAUACAGGGUAAUUGGGACAUGUCCAAUCUGUUCGCGUGGAAAAUUACGAUGCAAAGAGCUCUGCAGACGUUCGGGAUGAAGAACAAAGAGUUUCAGUUUUUGUUAAAGCCCUUCACGGCCAAGAUUAAAGUUAUCAUACACAAGGGUACGGAAACGCAAGCUUCACGUAUGUUAGUCGAUAUUGUGCUCCAGGAUGUAGCAAUGCAAUUAUCUGAAGCGCAAUAUGCUACGUUUUGUCAUAUUUAUGAUUCUUUGCUUCGUGCAACUAUUAACAGGCCACACGCUAAAUAUCGUCCUGAGAAAACUGUAUAUGAGGAACCAUCAUCUUGGUGGAAAUACGCGUAUAAUUUUGUUUUGAAUCAUUAUAUUAAGCCAUAUACUUGGUCACAUAUAGCCCAACACAGAAGAAAUUACAGAAAUUAUAAAGAGGCGUGUAUCCAAUGUUUGCAACGACCAAAUGAUACAGAAUUAAAACUGGAUAUGCAAAAACAUGAAGACAGUUUGACGAUAUUAAAUAUAGUGAUUGCUAGGGAACAUGCUAGACAGGAAUUGAGAAACAAGGAUAUCGAGCGAGAGUGCCAAAUUACAACAACGAAUCCAUCGAAAGAUGUUGAUGCAGAAGUCAUAUUACCGGAUAAUGAUCAAGCACAAAAUGUAACAGGUCAAUGCAACAAAGUUGAAAAUCAAAAUUCAUUACCAGAAGGAACAGAAAACUCACCUGUUUUCAAAAUAAAAUCGGGAAAGGCAUUGAAACAGAUUGAUUAUAAAUUAAAUUUUACUUUGGCAAAUUGUUGUCUGAGCCUCUUAAGAAAAGGCAAAGAAAUGUUGAUCGUAACUAUCACACAAUUUCUGACUAGUAUCGAGGCACGGCCUACGUUAUUAGCUUUCAAGAUAUCUGUUCGUGCUGAAAGUUUUGUAAUUGAAGCUAUAUCGACUGAUGGCGAUUUGGUUCCUUUGAUUACAGUAGAUAAUAUAUUAACAGGGAAUGUAUCCACAUAUUUUUUGGCGAUCGAUUUUGAGAAAAAUGGAUUGAAUAUGGAUCCUAUUUUUGAAGUAUCCAUAAAGUUGGAAACUAUUGAAGUGACUUAUCAUCACUUUGCUAUAGUGGAAAUUAUAAAUUUUUUCAAAUUUAACACCAAUUACAUUCAUGAUACGAUUCGCGGAGUAUACAGACUAUGGGAUUGCGUCAAAAGAAGAUAUUUGAACUUUGUGGACGAUAUCAUCUCACAGACACUGAGAAUCAGCUUUAAAAUAGACAUUAAAAGUCCUUAUAUCAUAUUUUCCGAAUACGGAUCAGUUCAAAAAGGUGGGCAUAUACUUGUUCUGGAUCUCGGUAACAUAAUGUUGCUCAACGAGCUCCAAGCAAUGAAUUUACAGUUGGAAGAUGCUACUCUCAUGGAAUUGGAAGAAUUACUUUAUGAUAGACUCAAUAUAGUAUUCUCCGGCGCGCAAAUUUUAUUUUGUCAUUCAGGCGACGAUUGGCGUUCAGCAAGAAAACGGAGUGACUCGGAGUAUCAUUUGUUGCCUAAGCUGCAAACAAAUGUGACUCUUUCAUAUAGUAUUAGACCUGAAUAUCGUCAAUUACCACGGACAAAACUCAAUGUACACAUCUCAAACGUGAAAUUGAAUCUAUCGGAAAGUAAACUGCGACUGCUGGCAUAUUACUUGAAUAAAUUGCUAGUUCUAUAUGAAAACAAUAUUGAAAAAUAUAAAGCUACCUUAAAAAGUUCGAUUUCCGAACGAAAAUCGAGUAUUGUUUUUAUUUCAACGAAAGAAUUGAUGAAAGUACAAUCUAGUGUAUGCUUGCCGUCCGUCUCAAUGAUGCAUAGUGAUUUUAAAUCAAUCAUUAAGGAAGUUAUUAUCAAUAAUAAUGUAUCAAAGCUUGACAGGAGUGUCGUCUCUUCAGAAGUUAGUGAAGAGGACUUGGAAUUAUUAUCUAAAACAAUUAAUUUGUCAGGAUUUGACGAUAAUAUAUCUCCGUGUAAUCACAUUAAUUUAUUACUUCGCUUUGCCGUAGGAGAGUUCUCUGUAAAUCUGGAAGAUAUGGCGGAUAAUCGAGAACAGCCUUACUUAAAUUUGAGAUUGCACACCUUGUACUAUGAAACAGCCAUAAUGGAAUACGGCGUUGCUGUUCAGUUUGGCAUUGGAUCGAUUUUUCUAAUUGAUAAGACGAAUGCUGGCGUUACCGGAUCAUAUCUAGAACUGAUAUCCACCGAUGAGUCGUAUGAAGUCCUGGUUGUGUCGUAUCGUAAGGUUAAAUCGAAUUGUCCUGAUUUUAAAUCUCAUUUCAAAAAUAUCGAACGCUCGCUGGUUGUGAAUCUGCUAAAUAUCAACAUAAACUUUCAUAGAUCUGCAUUGUUGAAAAUGAAAGACUACUGGCAUAAAUUUCAAACUGUGUGUCAUGGUACCCUCUUAUUGAAAUACGCCGACAAGAUAUGCGAUAAUAUUAUAAAACGAGAACAAAAGAAUAUUGAUCCACCAAUUCCACCAGGCGCAAUUAAACUGAACUAUUCAACUAGGCUCAGUUCAUUAGUGAUACGUUUCUGCGAUAAAGAUAUAGAUUUAAUGGAAAUUAAGAUUUUGGGUUUAGAAAAUGAUUGCAUUUACAAUGCGAAUGAGAGAAUGGUGUUGCGUGCACAUCUUAGGAGCAUACUCGCUGAAGAUUUGAUUGAUGAUACGCUUUAUUCUAAAAUCUUGAUGACUGAUGAAGAUAAAGUUUUUGAUCUAAAAUAUGUGAGACACAUACCAAGAUUAUAUAAAUGCUCUGAUAUCGAUACAAAUCAGGAUGAUGUUAUGUCGGAUGGCACUUUUAAGCUUUCUAUUGGACGAAUAAAUUGCGUGAUUAUUUCUAAAAUUCUAUAUGAUUUACGGAAUUUCAUAAUACCAUUUAUGUCUACAUAUUAUACGCGUUUCUUAUAUUACUUGAAAAAUAAAUUCGUUGGAGGGAUUGAACUAUUUAAAAGGAGCGCGACGAAACUGCAUAUUUUUAUUGACAUACAAGGGCCUACUUUUUUACUGCCACAGAAGAAAGAUGCCCCGAGUCUCUUGGUUUUUGAUACAGGCGUAUUAUCGGUUGAAAAUUUUUUUAAGAAUAGUGGACAGUCAAUACAAUCAAUCAAAACGACUACUACCGAUAGUAAUCAAUUAAUAAUUGAUAAUAUUUUGGUAAAGUUGAAAUCUAUGACUGUAUCUAGAGCAAUUAUGACUCUGACUCGAGAUUUAGAAGUCCAGGAACCCAUUAUCGAACCUAUACAAAUUCAGUUUGAUAUCAAGAGAAAAACGGAGUAUCGUAGCAUUAUUGAAUUUCAAACUUAUGGUUUAUUCGAUAUACAAGGAGUUAUUGAUAUCGUAAAUAUAAAUUUAAGUCAGAGAGAUCUUAAAUCUCUCAUAUCAGUGUGGCAAGAUAACAUUUCUAAGAUACUAUUGCUUAAGAAAAUCGGUGAAAAUGAAGAUAGAAUUUUAACACAAGAUUCGCAAAAGAAUGCUAACCACGACGAUGACGUUAUGGUGAAGAAACUGGAAAAUUUCUUAACGCACAAUGAAACAACAUUAUGCGAAGUCAAUAUAAAACUUGCGUUGGAGGGUUGGCAAUUAAAUUUGUUUAUGGAUACAGAAGAGGUGUUGAGUUCUCCUGUACGCGAUUUAAAUCACGGUUUAUGCAAGCUGGUCUUUGGAGAAACUAUAAAUACAUGGGACUUUUAUAGUGACAAGAGUUUGAAAAUGAAAUUGUCUUUGCAAAGCUGUUUGUUGCAGGAUACUCGUAAGGAUUCGGUCGUCGAGAAAAGAAUAAUACAAUCGCCGGCGAUAUCCUUAGAAAAGAAUUUGGAAUCUUGUAUUUCCGUAUCAAUGUCUCCUAUAGUCGAUAUAACAUAUAGUCGCACUCAAGCAGAGGAAAAGUGUUUCGAUGUUCUUAUUCAAGAUAUACGAAUUAAUUUAUCUGUGCCUUUCUUGAUGCACUUGGGACGUUAUUUUCUAGAUUCCUUACCCGGUGAACAAAUAGAGAAAGGAAUUAUUAAUCACGGAUAUGAUAAUAAUAAUCAAAUGAACCGGAAUACUUUAAACGCAGAAAUUGACAAAUUAAAUCACUCCCAAUAUUUUAAGGAACAGCCAGGUACUUCAAUAUCAAUUAGAAUACAAAAACCAGACAUCUUUCUAUUCGGUGACUUAGAGAAGAGCAGCACUCACGUAAUACGAACGCAAGCGGAAGUGUUUAUUGAAAGUAGCAGACACAGUCGAUCCUCCUCAGUAGUCUGUACGUUGACCAACGUCAACGCCAAGACUAAAGGACAAGGAAAUUAUGAAUCCCCGUGUUGGUUAUUACGUCCCUGUGAUAUAGAAAUUUGUAAAAAGAAGUUAUCUUGCGGUAAUGAAGACAUUACUGUUGCUAUAAAUAGUAUUAAUAUACAUCUAUCAGCGGAAGUGAUGCAUACUUUUAUUGACAUAUUGAAUGAAGCGUCGACUUUCUUGAACAGUAUUAAUUCGAAAACAGACGAUGACGGUAAUCAGAACACAAACAUGCAUAAUCUUUGGACACCAAGAAAAGUUUCUAGUAUACCAUAUAAAAAAACUGACGAACGUAACAGAGAAUUAUAUUGUCGCCGCAACGAUCAAGUAACAUUCAAUUUGAGACCUGUGCUAAUAUGUUUAUUGCUGGAAAUGGAGUAUGUCGUAGGAAGAUUUCCAGUAAUGAGAAUGGAAACUGUCAUUACUGCUACCAUUAAUGAUUGGCGCAACAAUUUUCAUCUUGAAUCCAAUGUGAAACUUCACGCGUUCUGUUACAAUAGAGCUCGUCAGAAUUGGGAACCUUUCAUUGAAUUUUACACGAAAGAUGACAUAGAUUAUAGACCAUGGGAAUUCACAAUCAAGAUAUAUCGAGGCGAAGCGAAUAUGAUUAAUUCUGAUUGGACGGAUCCUUGCCAUCACAUAAAGCAAGAUCCACUAAAAGAGAGAAAAAAAGAUACGCAAUACAAUAGGGAGGAUAUGACAGAUAUGACAUUUAUUGGACCUGAUGUUGAUAUGAUUUCAAUUAUAAGAAAAGAACCUGAAACUUAUGAUACAUACGAGGAUGAAUCUGACACGGAUGAUGAUGAGAAUGAUACAAAAUUAACAAAAAUUUCAAAUUAUUUAUUUAAUAGUACCAGUGAUGGCGAAGAAAGCGAUUCUGACGAUUCAAGUACAAAUGAGGAUGAGGAAUUUGAAUUAAUACUGGAUUGCAAUCCUGAAUGUUGCAAUCCUGUCGCACAUGUACCGACAAAAAUGAAUCUCACCGCACCAUAUAUCAUCAUGUAUUCGGAGAACAAAGUUAAUAUUACUAUAACGCAAGACAUGAUUGCAACAUGGAAUGCAAUUUCAAACGCGUUUACACAAGCGAGGAGUGGAAUUCCAUUUGUACCCACUAAUACGCGGGAAUUAACUAUGUUAAACGACAUAGGUCACGCAAGUCGAGUUGAACUGCUUGUUCAAGAGCAAGUGGAUGGGAAUAACGAUAUGCGUGUCGUAACUGCAUAUAAUUUUCAUGACGGAAGUUCACCAGUCAGUGUGCCUAGCAGUCCUGAGAACGAACAGGCGGAUCUCACGAGUCCCCUAUGGGCCGGUAAGGAAACCACUACGAUCAUAUCGGAGUGUAAAGCUUUCCCCAUCGACUCACCAGUACAUAUCUAUAAAUCGAUAACCGAUGAACUUCUUCGUAUCAUCUUUGAAGGAUUCGAAGACGUGUUAGUGUAUUGCCCGAAGAAAGAAACGCGUAAUCUUGUAGCACUUCGUCCUGUGAGACAUGAUGUUCGUUAUUACUUGGUGAUAGAGGCAUCCAUAAAUAAUUUUUUGCAUCGUACAAUUUGCGUGCGAUCUCCAUUACAGUUUCGAAACGAAACCUCAUACACCUUGGGACUUUAUUACAAGAAAGCGAUGAUAGACAAAUUGAAUCUGACGCUAACCGGUGAAACUACAAAUCCUUUCGAUGAUAAUGUGAGAAUGGCGAUCAUAGAACCUGACGCAACAUAUAAUAUUCCUUUAUAUAUCGCUUAUCAUUGCCCAAUACACGUUCUUCCUGCAUAUCUAGAGAAAUAUCAAGUCAGUGAAGAAGGAAUUUAUUGGAAAGAUUUGAGGGGUACAGCAAAUGCAUUUAAGGAUGUAUGCUGCGAAGCGAAAGGCGAUAAUAAUCGUAAUGUAUUCUGUGUCAGAGCGAUAUGCACGGAACUCCCAUUAACGACUCGUCCCUCAGGUUGUCAAGUACCGAAUUACUUGAUAAAUAUCGUUCCACCUAUUAUUUUCAAUAAUCAGUUACCUUUUGUCAUCGAUGUCAAUAUACCUGGCAUCAAUUACGAGGUGAAAAUUGAACCCGGGGAGAAAAUAAACAUGUAUUCUUUAAAUCAUGGCAAUAACGUACAGUUUGUUUUCAAGAUACACAACUAUUUAGGCAUGUCUUGGAUGGGUGCGGUAAAACUAAAUAUGAAUCUGGAGCGCAAAUUUGUGUUAAUGUCUACAGAUAGCGAGUCAGACUUAAUGAAGCCUUUUCUGCUGUGCUUAGAAUUAUGCAAAAUUCUCAGUUGGAACAUUAUUAUACAAUCACAAUAUUGGAUAAUAAAUAAAUCUGGCUUACCGUUGUUUAUCCAGGAUUGUCAUUCUCAUAUAACAUAUGAGAUGCCGGAGGAGGAGUUAAUGGUAUUCUCUCAAAAGAACAAUAAGAAGAGUAUGGUACGAUUAAGAGCACAUCAAUCUGAAUGGUCAAUGCCAUUUGGACUGGACGGGAUUACAUCGAUGUCAUUGAUCAUAUGUCGCGAUAUCGAACGCGGACGAAAGUAUCAGAUUUUAACAGAGAUAGAGAGCUCACGUUUAUCACCGAUCUUCACAAAGAUCAUAACAUUUCUACCAUACUUUUUCAUCUGCAACAAAACCAAGAAAGCCUUGAGAUUCAUGGAAGAGAAUGAAGAGGCCGAUCUUUGGAACGACCUCUUGCCCGGGCAAGAAAUGUCAUUCUGGCCCGCCACUGAAUCUAUGAAGAUGAAAAUAAAGUGGAGAAAUAGCCAAUUGGUUUCGCAACACUUUGAUAUUACGCAUGCGGGCAAAACUGUGCUGAGAAUGGAUAAUGGGUCGGCACUGUGCGUGGAGAUCGAAGGCGGCGUCAGUACUCCGUAUCGUACAACAUUCCGAAGAUAUAUCACUGGCGAUAUACCAGUGAGAGUGGAUAAUCUCUGCGACAAAUUAUUUCUGAAGCUGAAUCAAAUUAAUUUAGGCCAAGUCGCAUUGCUCAAACCAUUUCAAAGUUUGUUAUAUACAUGGGACGAUCCUACUCAAACUAGAGAAUUGAUCUGGAAUGUUUACAGUAAUAAUGCAAUUGGUUACAGAGCACAAUUCGAGACGGAUGGUUGCGGACAAGAAAAAGUAUCUUUCAUAACCAUCGAACGACGGCACAGUGCGUCUUAUUCUUCCAUUACUCCCAAGUCGCUAGCGAAUACGAAGUCAUGGUCGGAGGAUACGAGUGGAAGUGUCAAUCACGUUCCUAGCGCGGAAUCCGAGGCGAAGUCGCAAAUGUCGGAGCAUAUGCACCAAGGUGAAGCAAUGGUUUACUGGGUGAGCUAUAUGGAAGGUGAGCAACGCGUGAUGCUGUUCACACAGCACGAGAGCGUGUACCUUAAAGCGAAGAGCAUUAUUGAUCCUGAGGCGAGCAAAAGAGAAAUAUUCUUAUCAAUUGCAGCUAUUGGAAUAAGUGUUGUUGUACAUGAAUCCAAUCCUCAUAACACCAGACGGGAGUUAUUGUACGCUAGUGUGAUCGACUCAGCCGCGCAUUGGGAACUUUACUUCAGCAAACGAUGGAGGAAUUUAUCACUGGAGCUGAGCGCUUGGUUAGAAAAUAAAUACACGAAUUCCGCGAAGACGGCACAGCUUGAGAAUUUCAUUGACGUUGACUUCACAAAAAUGCAAAUGACCAAACCAUUCUUUGGCAAGUUGCGAAGAACGUAUUCGCCAGGUAUCUGGUUACAUUGUAGAUCAACCAUAAUUUUUCUGUUAUUGUAUGGUUAUAUAUAUAUAUAUAUUUUUUUUUUUCCCCGUCUUUUGCAGAUCGAUAAUCAACUGAACGAAGCUACCUUCCCAGUAGUUCUAUAUCCCAACUUGGAAAAGACUUUUGUGAAUUAUGCUGGAAGCCGUAGAUUGAAGCAUUGCUUAGAAUUCUCAUAUCUGAAACAACGCAAAUUAAGAAGCAUUAUUUACAAAGGAAUAUGUGUCAUCGUCAGGGAGUUUAAUUUGAAUAUAGAAGAGGCCUUCCUCUGUUCUUUGAUCAAUUUAGUACCUAAGACACCGGAAACUAAACAUUCGAUUGCCGCGAAACUAAGGAGAGAUGUGUCCAAUAUGCGCGUUUCUUCAAUUCGCAAUAUUAGUAAUAAUACAAACAGCAAAAGAAAAGAUUUAAUAGAGCAGAUAUACAUUUCCCCGAUAGCAUUACGCUUGAGAUUAUUGGCUAAUACAGAUGGAACUAACAUGCGUAAUUUCAACAACGUGCUUGGUUAUCACAAUGUUCUUCGAUUUAUUUUCGAGUAUGCGGAGAAGGGUACGUUUAAGAGGGACGUUGAAUUCAGAUUGCCUGACUAUCGAAAAAGUUUCAUGACCGUGGAUAACAAAUGGUUCCUCUCCCAUCUUUCACGUAUCUAUAUGGCGCAGAUUAUGGAGCAGUUCCACGUGUUGGUCCGCUUAACUACUGUCCUGGGAAAUCAGUAUGGCUACAACUUUAAGUCGCCAGGGAGCAAUUUCUGCGAGCCGGAUUUGCUAUUAAUGUGUGGGGACGAAUCUGCGGAGAAAUUGGCACAUGAGGUCGCAUGCGAGCUAGGAUAUGCUACGCCCGAUGGUACACAAGCCUCAUUUUUAAGCGGCCAUGACGUUCACACGCUUCAUUACAAGAUGAAAGAUACAAAUUAUCGAAAUCCAGAUGUUCCGCCUUUGGCAUUUUUACUCGAUCAUUCAUUCGCUACAGAAAUUGAUUUGGAGACUUCUGGCUUGAUCACUACGUCGACGAAUAGCAUUCAUCGAGAAGAAUUAAGAUAUUUCUUCAAAACAUUGGGAAAGAAAACAUCUGUGCUCUUCAAGGCGGAAAGUUCUUGUUUGAAAACUUAUUCGAAAGUAAUAGCAGAUAUAAUAAAAAGGGCGCAAGAGGUGGGCCUCGUAUCCAGAAUACGAUUGCCGCGAUAUAUUAAUCCACAUUUCGGCGUGGAGUCAUUUUCGACGCAUAAAGCGAAAGGAGCGUACUUAUUAAACCUUGUAAGUAAAGGUCACUGCGUUCAGAACGAUUCUUAUUGGGGACACGCUACGCUUCACAGCGACGGAAAAUACAUUACGCUCAUAUCUUUGCAACGAAUAUACUAUAUCGAGAAAGGAAAUGCAUGGGGAUCAUGGAAUGUGAAAUGGACUUUGGAAACUAAUCAAUUGCUGUCACCACCAACCAUCACUAAGAAUAAACUUGUUUUGCAUAUAGAGAACGAGAAAGAGACAUCGUCGUCUAUGGUAGAUUGGUAUGUGGAGAGCGAGGCCGAGGACAUCCUGAAUUGGUUGUGUCGCAAAAUGAACAAUGCAAUGAUCCUGAACAUGGAGAACAGCAUUUGUUCCAAAUGAGAAUAUUUGGAGUUGGUUAAUGAGGCCACCGCAAGGAGGAAACAAAGAACAAAGAGGAUGAAGAGAUCAGUGUAUUUACAUAUUUAGUUCGGCGUAAUAAAAGUCUAUACGGUGAAUGCAAAAAAAAAAAGAAAACGCUAUAUAUAUAUAUAUAUCUCUUUCUAAUGCCCUA
Molecule: messenger RNA, 10585 nt
Organism: Atta colombica
Lineage: Eukaryota; Metazoa; Arthropoda; Insecta; Hymenoptera; Formicidae
Product: vacuolar protein sorting-associated protein 13C-like
Exons: 50
Coding region: 166-10413 (3415 amino acids)
Biological process (GO): protein targeting to vacuole; protein retention in Golgi apparatus
Cellular component (GO): extrinsic component of membrane
Source: RefSeq, a predicted model, not a curated record